AUGUUCACUGCUUGUCUUUACGUAUUACACAAACGCAUCCAGCCGCGGAUCUUGAGAAGAAUGCAAGGAUUGCUGGUGAUGUUAAUUUGUAUAAUGGUUAAGGUGCCUGGCAUUGAUGAUGCAGUGUCCGGGUUCGAAUGCAAAGAGAUUCCCGCCAUCACAUGCAAAAGAUGUGGUGCGUUGAUCCACGUUUGUUUGAACAGCCCUCACCUUCCAGAAAUUCCCCGUUUUUCCAGUUUUGGUGACAUUGGAGAUGAUUUUCAAAAUUUUAAAGUUAUUGACUUUUUUGCUGAGUUUCGUUUACUUGAAUACCACAUUUUGCACGGAAUCUUCAAUAUUUUUCCUUUCAUGGUCGGAUGGGGGUGCAUCAGCCACUGA
Helobdella robusta is the source of this 378-nucleotide messenger RNA. RefSeq lists its product as hypothetical. The record is from RefSeq and is a predicted model, not a curated record. The transcript is spliced from 4 exons. Lineage: Eukaryota; Metazoa; Annelida; Clitellata; Rhynchobdellida; Glossiphoniidae. The coding region runs from base 1 to 378 and encodes 125 amino acids.